This is a messenger RNA of Paralichthys olivaceus (Japanese flounder), 5469 nucleotides long. RefSeq names its product alpha-1,3-mannosyl-glycoprotein 2-beta-N-acetylglucosaminyltransferase b (gene mgat1b). The record is from RefSeq and is a predicted model, not a curated record. NCBI's taxonomy places the organism in Eukaryota, Metazoa, Chordata, Actinopteri, Pleuronectiformes, Paralichthyidae. Gene Ontology annotation, molecular function: alpha-1,3-mannosylglycoprotein 2-beta-N-acetylglucosaminyltransferase activity. Gene Ontology annotation, cellular component: Golgi apparatus. Gene Ontology annotation, biological process: protein N-linked glycosylation.
GACACCGGGUUCAGAUGCGACAUCCAUGUCUUUCCUCUGCACGGACCAUGAAUGGGAAACCCUUCACUUCUGCUCCUCGGCGCUAGCUAGCUAGUCAACCGUAUGUUAGCAGGAGGGCUUAGCUUGCUAUUAACACGCUUCAGUCCCCGGUGCUGAGAUAUAGUUGCAUAGAUGACCAAACACUGGCUCUGAUCGUGCUGCUUUUAACACCGUGGGACAUACUGUGCUUUGACUUAGCUGUCGGUAGUUUCGUGGCAGCUAGCAUGAUACCUUCAAAAAAGAACGUGAAGCGUAACAGCUGGGGCUCAUCUCAAUGGACCGGACCCUUGCGGAGUGCGAUGUGGACACUCGCAUGAGCCGAAAGUAAACAGUGUUCAGUGUUAGCAGACAAGAGGCGUCGCCUCUCAGCCCGAGUUACCACAGUGUCUCCACAGUGUAGUCACGUGAAGCCUGAGCCGGAUGGUACAGUGCCUCAGUCGGUCUGUGCCGCAGGCUCCUCGGUGAGAUCCUACCAGUCAGCUCCACGUUGUCUGACGGAGGGAGGAGGGGGGUCAAGAAGAAUAGAGUUCCAGCUGGUACAGUUUGUAAGAAGAGCAACAGUUCCCUCUUCCUGUUCCGCUAUCAGCUCCUGUUGUCUGCUAGGGAGUCUCAACUCCAGGACUGGAGGGUAGAGCAGACGUAUCUGUAGACCGAUCCCAGUUCAGGAUAAUGGCUGAAGGAUAACAACCAAGGAGUCACAUUCCCUCAACCCAUAGUGACCCCACUUCCCCCUUUUUACUUUUGCAACCUCCCUUUGCUGGACUUGUUUGAGUGCUGUCUCUGCUCAUUGCCUUGUCUCAUUGGGAUUUCAUGGAAUUCAUGAAUUCCACAGCAGAAUUAUGUGAAUUCAUCUUAAACUGCAGAGUCCCCUUUCUUAACACCCUCCUGGACAAAAGAGAAGAUGAUUCUAAAGUUUGAAAUAAUUGCAAUGUGACUCGAAAUCAAAAUUCUACCCAUCUGAGAUUGCCAACUUGGUCAGCACAUUUUUCAAUCUGGUUUCAUCAAUUUCCCUAUUUGCGGCCUUACAUAUCCCUUUUCUUGUGACGUUGGGCCAUGGUUCGCAAAAAAGGUUCUCUAAUACUAUGCGGUGCUUUCCUGUUUGUUGCCUGGAAUGCUUUGCUUCUACUUUAUCUUUGGGGUCGCCCUCCCAUCGGCCGCCCCGGAGAAGGUGGAGGAGCCGAACCGGGAGGAAAGGAGGAGUGGGGCGUGGGAAGAGGGAAAGGAGGCCAGGUCAAUCUAGCUGGAGAGGUGAUCAGACUGGCAGAGGAAGUCGAAAUCCAACUUGAGACGCAGAAAAAGCUAUUGAAGCAGAUUGAGAGUCACAGGGCUGUGUGGGCUCGACAGAAAGAUGUUGGGAAAAGACAAACAGAUGAUACAAAAGAAGUCAAAGAAGAGGUUGUCAACCAGCCAUCAAAGCCUCCACUUCCUGUCAAGGACAGUGUAGAUGAACGGACCCAAACUAAUGUACAACUCACACAGAAGCCUGUUCAUACAGUAGCCCCAAACUCUAAGUUAGAACAGCACCAGGCCACUGAAAUAAAGGAAGAAGUUGCUGAGAAGAAUCAUUUGCCAACUUCUGUUGCCAGCCCACAGGUUGUCAUUCCCAUUCUAGUUAUUGCUUGUGACAGGGUAACAGUUAAACGGAGCCUCGAUAGACUGAUACAGUACCGCCCUUCCCCACAACUAUAUCCAAUCAUUGUCAGCCAGGACUGUGGCCACGCCGAGACUGCUCGUGUGAUUGGCUCAUAUGGAGAUAAAGUGACGCACAUAAGCCAGCCGGACCUUUCGGACAUCAGAGUCCGGCCAGAACACAGGAAGUUCCAGGGCUACUACAAAAUUGCCAGACAUUACCGCUGGGCACUCAACCAAGUGUUCAACACCCUUUCCCAGUCUACUGUGGUCAUAGUGGAGGAUGACCUGGAGGUGGCACCGGAUUUCUUUGAGUAUUUCCAAGCUCUGUACCCAAUUUUACUUGCUGACCCUACCCUGUGGUGUGUUUCUGCCUGGAACGAUAACGGUAGAGACGCCUUGGUGGAUCCAUCUAAGGCUGAUCUCCUCCAUAGAACAGACUUCUUUCCCGGGCUUGGCUGGAUGUUGCUAAAGAAAAUGUGGGAUGAACUCGAACCCAAAUGGCCCUUGGCCUUCUGGGAUGACUGGAUGCGUCAACCAGAGCAGCGCAAGGACCGCUCCUGUAUCCGCCCAGAAGUCUCACGGACUAUCACCUUUGGCCGUAAAGGCGUGAGUUUAGGUCAAUUCUUUGACCAGUACCUUCGUUAUAUUAAGCUAAACACUCAAUUUGUGCCUUUUACAAAACAGGAUUUGUCUUAUUUGUUAAAGGAGAAGUAUGAUGAAAAGUUUAUCAAAGAGGUUUACAGUGCACCACUGGUGAAAAUUGAAGAACUGCAGCAAGGGGGCAGCUUAAGAGGCCCCGGACCAUACAGGGUGCAGUACUCCAGUCGGGACAGUUUUAAAGUCUUUGCUCGAAAUCUUGGGGUGAUGGAUGACUUGAAAUCUGGAGUCCCUCGUACAGGUUACAGAGGCGUAGUCAGUUUCCUGUACCGAGGCCGAAGAGUGCUCCUGGCUCCACCAGAGGGAUGGAUACAGUAUGACAUCAGCUGGAGCUGAGAGUCUGAUUCAAUACAAUGUGAAAGAGGGGAGAGAGCCUAACUCAGAGGAACUCUCUGAGACCAAAGAAUAUCAGCUGACGCAGUAGUUCAUGAAGGGAAUGAAGCAGCACAGAUGGGGCUGCACAUCAGUGGAGCUGCAAGAUCAAGUGUUGACCCAGGACCCUUUGUCAGGGAAGGUUCUAUAAUAGGGUGCUCAUUCAGGAUCAGUAGGUCCAGGGCCACACAGAACUCACAUGGAGUUCAAACUUGUAGGAAAAGUCCACCCUUAAACACUGUUUCAAAAGAGCUAUUGGCAAUGUGCCUUGCUUUAUAGGCCCACUUCGUUUGAUGUAUUUUUAUUUCUGUGAAAACUGGCCAAAUGUAGAGUUAACAUCACAUUGUUGCUUUUUGCAGCAGUUGUAAAUGAAGGGUGUUGCAGAAAAUGAAUAGAAUCAUCAACAACAAGAAGAGCAUGUUUCAAAGUCAGUGAUAAUCUCCACACACCAGAAGACACAACUUUGGAGAAAAAAACAAUUGCGUAAUGUUUUUGAAAAUUCUUGAAAUUGUCCCAACUCUCUACGUCAUGUUUCUUGGUUUAAGUCUACAAAACUGAUCAGAAACAGAGUUGUGUGCAAAGGAUAUUAAAAACUUCUACCAGGUUUUAUGUGAUAAACAACGGCCAUAUCCACCACUGAACUGAGUCAUCAUAGCCCUGAUGGUUAUCAUUAUAGGAGACAGGCUUCCUCAUCAAUGAUAGAUUGUAGAAAUUGCAAAAGAAGCAGACAAGAACUUCCCGAAGUGCAAUAGCUUGGAUCCAGCAUGAUCAAGCUGCAAAAUGCUGUCCAUUCUGUAUCACUGUCAAAGUCACUGAGCAGCUCAUAAAAUCUGUCGGGAAGGAUGUUGGAAAGUUCAGCAGAUUCUAAGAAAACUAAGAUGGGGACGAUCAAAGUCAGAUGAAAGCAAAAUAUUCAGCACAAUGAUUUGGUCUGAAGGGUCUCCUCUAUUGAAGUCAGUACAAAUCCUGCAUUAUCUUUUUACUAACAAGGUUCUGAGAACUACAGAAAGAAGUCAACAGUUUUAUUCUGUACUUUUGCUGUAAGCACCAAGAGCACUGCCAGGACAACAUCAUGAACCGUCUUUGACUGUACGUGAUUUGUAUUGACUGUAAUUGUUGAGACCUUUGAUAACAUGGUUUUGUUACUUUACAGCUGUCUGUUGUCAUUUCCCCCUACCUUAUAGAUUGUUUAGAAGAUUACCUACCAUCAGAUGAGAGCAUAUAUUUAACAUUUGUCCUGUAAGUGCUCAGUGACUGAGAUGUCUGAGUUCCAAGAGAUAUUAACUGGACAGUGAUGUGUGAUGUGGUCCUGAAUCAGGGCUACACCUACAGUGGCAUUACGAGAGGAUACCUUUGGAGCUAUUGGUAAUGGAAGUAAUACAUUGAAGUACAUGAAAAUGAAGAUGCCAGAAAGCAAGAAAAACUGAAUGACAUAAUAAAAUGGUCUAGAUGUUUUUUGCUACAGGACAAGUAACAGAUGUUUAACAGUGUGGGAGCAUCAAGGGCAGAGUUUUUCUUGAAUUUUCAGCACUACUGUUCUCAGGCUACGUCCACAUUAAUAUUAUUUGGUUUUAAAACACUUGUGAGUUUUUAAUCCUCUAAAAUGAAGAACUUUUAGAACUGGCCCUGUUUUGAUACGAAAACUCCCGGCUCCUGUGUUUUAGUCUGAUCAGGCUGGAACAGACAUUUUGAAACAAUGAUUUGCUUCUUGAUUGGAUCAUAAACUUGACUUGACUACCAGCAGUUAUGGAAAGAAUUGCUUAGGCUGUCAUUCUGAGAAAAGAAUUUGUUGCUUUUACUAUAAUAAAUAGUUGCUUUAAAACUAAUAUGCAUUAGUAUGGAUGUUGCCUUAGAUCAGUUAAUGAACAUGGCUUUGAAAGCAGUGUGACGACAGUGCACAACAUUAAUCAAAGGAGAUAGAUGAUCUUAUCGUAUUAGGGCCUUGGUAUGCUUCAAGUCAAGUUGAACAGAUGACAUUUAUAUAUAAAGAUAAAUCCUUACCCUAUCCCAAUUCCUUUCCAGUCUGUUCAACAUGGGUGUGAUUGACUUUUUGUCACUUUCAGAAAGUUGCAGAAUUGAUCAAACACAGCUACUUCAAUUCUGCUGUCAAAGGUUGGCAGACACCACUAGAUGACCUGAUCAACAUUUUGUUUGAAGCAUACUGAGGCUGUAAAGUUCAUCUGCUGCUCUUCAUAUUUGGAUGAAGGUCUUUGGAUCUCUUUUUAUGUCUUAAAUGAUUAUGUUUAUGAGCAACCCAGUUUAAAUUCGAUGAAGAGAAAUGUUUUGCUGGUGGAAAUACAAUAUUCAUUUUUCAGCUCCUUUUGAUUUCAGAAGGUUGUGGAACCACACCUCUGUUUGUAUGGAUAAACUUGGUGUUUAAAUAUGUUGAAGGAAAUUGUUAAUAUGAAGGAAAAAACUAUAAUGGAAAGUUUGUUUUAAAAUUAUUUAACUCUCAAGAACUUGAAGUUCUAACAAGUUUGCCAAGCUGCAAAUGAGAUUCAGACAUCACUGAGUCAAACAUUUGACUGAUGAUCACCCUAGAGGCAAGUUGUAACUACAUGACAUCCAAACCAUGGUUUGGUCAGAUUAGGUUUGUUGAAAAACCAAUGAUUGUUUGAUUUGUAUUUGUUUCUGCAACAUGAAGGCCGAGAAAUGAUUAUCACUGUACUGUAAUUAGCUUUGGGAGGUCAUCAACAAGAUUGAUUGAUUCCCAUGUCUGUAUGGUGAUGUGUAAAACCACUGCCUGAUGUGUUUAUAACUUUAACACAU